AUGGCGUCUAAUCACGUGCCGAGUGACCAAGUGCCCAUGCAAGGCCAAAACGUCUAUUCCGACCCCUCAUAUCAGCAUCUCUUUCCUCCUGUCGACCGCUACGGCACCCCUACAUGGGAGUCUCAGCUGCACCAACACACGGCGCUGCCACCUAAUGCGUCAGCCCAGAGCUGGCACCAUGGAUCAUUCACACAACAACCCUACACUGGUAGUAGCCAACCUUACGGUGGCCAAACACAUGGCCUUCGCACUGCUUCGCCGUAUCAGUAUGGGCAGUUUGGCCAGCAGAGUACCUUGGGUGGUUAUGGUCAGCAGUCCAACGUCGACCCAUCGCUAGGCAUGGAUCCCAAUGCCAUUCGCCAGCAACAGCAGUCGCCAUAUCAAAUGCCUAUGCGGACCCAAACUCCUCAAGGUCAUGCCAGUACUGUGACACCGCAGGCUCUGCAGCACAGCAUGCCUCCUCUUCAACAAGCCCGCCCUACGGCAUCUCCUUACCAGGCACCGCAGAGCACAACGAAUGCUUUUGUCCAGCAGCGCGCUGCACCCGUCUCUUUUGUGAAACCAGUGCCUGUGCCUGAGUAUGAAAUACCAAAGGGCAGAAAGUCGGGGGGUCUAUACGUUCUUGACCAGGCUGCACUAGCAAAGGCCACUAAUUCUACUCCACUGAAUAAAUUCGUGACCUUGGGAAAUGAACCCUUCCAUCUCGCUACCAAUAGAACUGCGCUCCCUGUCUAUGUUCCUCGACAAUCACUCAAAGAUCUUAAGAAGGCUGGAGCAGACAGUAAGAAGCUUCGUGCUAGCCUGUCAGCUGCCAAGUCUCACUCAAGAGCCUUCAAAAGGAAGCCUGCAGAACUCAAGAGACAAGCUAGUGAUAGUGAAAGCUCAACUGACUCGUCCGACUACGAUAGCGAUUCUUCAGAAGAGGAAGAGAUGCCGGUGCCGGAGACGAGACCGGAAGAUCCCGAUGCUGCUGUUCGGUAUGAUGUCGUCAAAGCUACCUGGCAUCCUUCUUCAUCAUCGCCAAGCUCCGACAACAUCAAGAAGAGCAUGCGUGAGGUUUGGGACGUACUUGACACCAUUCAUAAGCGGUGGCGAGCCGACAGCAAGGCUGUGACGGAAGCGGAGGAACAGAAGAAGAUAGGUGAGCUGCCCGUGCUGAAAAGCCGGGUAACUAGUCAGCGUGACUUGCUCAAGUCUGCGCUUGAAGCUGCGCUUGAGUUUUCCCAUCCUGAUGUGCUCUACCAAUUAGGGCUGAUCAAGCCUUUUUUGUAUCUGUGCUACCAGUUUUUGGCGAACCGAUUCAAAAGCAAAGACUACGAUGGGCCAUUAUCUGCGGUUAUAUACGAGGUGCUCUCGCGAUGCGGUACAUUGACUUCUGAGCUCCUUGAAGAGACUAGGCUUGUAAAGGCGCUUGCAUCUAUGAAGAAACACGCAAAUGACAAGCACAAGGCCUUCAUACAACAAAUCAUAGAUGGUGCUGCUGCCAACUCCAAAAAGGCCAAAGCGAGUCCUCCGCCGAAAGCCGAGCCGACAGAGAACAAGGGCGUCAAGCGACCUGCGACAGAAGCUGCGGGCCGCUCAACGAACGAAAACCCCCUAGCGAAGAAACCCAAGACGCCUGAAGCUCCCGUCAGCGCGGUUAAGAAGGACCCCGCAUCCACUUCGGCUUCGAAGCCCACAACCGCAGGUUCCAAUCAAACAGUACAAAAGCGACCCAGCGAAAAGGCGGCACCAGCACCAGCUCCCGUCAAGACUCGUAUUACUCAGAUCACCAACAAGCCCUCAGGCAUAUUCGCCUCCAUCAACGCAGCGGCCAAGAAGGUGGCCCCUCCACCAGCUGCUACGAAGGCAGCGGCCUCAGCCAAAUCUGCUGCCCCGGCGGCGAAAGAUAAGAAGCCAGUGGCUGCGACGUCCAAACCCGCAUUCUCCUUUGCUCAAACAAUGGCGUCACUUUCAAAGCCAAAGGAGCCAGAAGCGGCGCCUGUUAAAUCCGAGAAGCCAAUUCCAACAGAGACCGAAGAAGAAAAGACAAAGCGUCUGCGGAAAGAAUCCCGAAGACACCUACGCGUCACCUGGCGGCCUGAAACAUCACUGGUGGAAGUCAAGUACUUUGACCAUGAGGCUGACGAUGAAGAGAUGGACGACAAGGAAGACCAUCUCGUUCGUGAUGCUGGUGAUAUUGGCGGAGAAGGACACAUGUUCAAGCAACACAAGGAGCUUGAUCUCGAUGAUGAUGAUGAGGAACUAGAUAUGGAACGACCUUGGCCACCGCCAUCCCAAGUCGAUUUCAGUGUCGUGCCUUACGAGGAACGCCAACGCAACUACAUACCAUAUGGAGGCGGUGAGAAGGUACCGGAGUGCCCUGAAAGAGACGCAAACGUCCAGCGCGAGAACAACACGUUGAUGGUCUACUACUCAAGUCCUGCCGACGUUCCACCUUCACCUCAAGAGCCAUCGGAAGAAGACAACGUUUCUACGGGCACCAUGGUCAACUUUGGUACCCCACCCGACAAGGUUUUGAUGAGAUGUCCACAACCACCAAUGCCAGCAGCUGUACCGGACUUCAGCCAAUUGGAGAACAUCAUCAAAUCGCUCUCGGCAACAAGCCAACCUCCUGCCGCUCCUCCAGUGGCUCCUGUCGAGAACGUUUACACACCACCACCUCCUUCAACAUCUGCUCCAUUCGACCCUGCGGGUCUCCAAAGCAUCCUCGCCUCCAUCAGCAACGGCCAAGCCCCUCCCCAGCCUCCUCCCAUGUCCUUCCCACAACCACCAGCUCAACAAUCAGGCAUGCCCCUGGACAUCGCUGCCCUCAUCGCCAACAUGCAAGCAGCAACAGGGGGUGCACUUCCUCCACCCCCACCCCUCCCAACUGGCUUUCCUCCCUUCCCGUUUGCAUUUCCGCCCCAACCCCAACAACAUGAUUCUGCACCAGCAUGGCCUCCACAGAUGCAGGAUCCGGCUGCAUCCUACCAAUCUCAAAUGCAACCCCAGCAGUACAAUCAGCAGCAACAGACCAAUGGUGGUACUAAGCGACAACGCGAGGACCAGAACGGAGGCAGCAAUGGUAAUAAUGAGAGGAAUCAGGGGAAGAGGCCAAAGAAUCGCGGCGAUCAUAAGCCGCAUAAGGUGUUGCAGUGCAAGUUCUUUGCCAAGGGACAGUGCAACAAGGGGGAGAAUUGUACGUAUAUUCAUGAUCCGAAGAUGAUUGGGCAAUGA
This is a messenger RNA of Alternaria postmessia, 3219 nucleotides long. RefSeq lists its product as uncharacterized. The transcript has 3 exons. The coding region runs from base 1 to 3219 and encodes 1072 amino acids. Gene Ontology annotation, molecular function: metal ion binding. The record is from RefSeq and is a predicted model, not a curated record. NCBI's taxonomy places the organism in Eukaryota, Fungi, Ascomycota, Dothideomycetes, Pleosporales, Pleosporaceae.